Messenger RNA from Rhea pennata, 1861 nucleotides. RefSeq names its product SMAD family member 7 (gene SMAD7). Gene Ontology annotation, biological process: anatomical structure morphogenesis; cell differentiation; transforming growth factor beta receptor signaling pathway. Gene Ontology annotation, molecular function: transcription regulator inhibitor activity; I-SMAD binding. The transcript has 4 exons. Bases 61 to 1218 code for a protein of 385 amino acids. The record is from RefSeq and is a predicted model, not a curated record. Lineage: Eukaryota; Metazoa; Chordata; Aves; Rheiformes; Rheidae. Gene Ontology annotation, cellular component: heteromeric SMAD protein complex.
CUUCAUGAGUGGCGGACGGCAUGCCCGCUCUGUAGCCGCGGGCCCUCGCUGGCGUGCCGCAUGUUCAGGACCAAACGCUCGGCGCUCGUCCGGCGGCUCUGGCGGAGCCGCGCGCCCGGCGGCGAGGAGGAGGCGGCGGCGGGCGAGCCCGGCGGCGGCGGCGGAGCGGCGGCGGCGGCGGCCGCGCGCGGCUGCUGCGCGGGCAGAGCGGGCGGCGGGCGGGCGGCGGGCGGCGAGGCGGAGCUCAAGGCGCUGACCCACGCGGUGCUCAAGCGGCUCAAGGAGCGGCAGCUCGAGGGGCUGCUGCGCGCCGUGGAGUCGCGCGGAGCGGCGCGCACGCCCUGCCUGCUGCUGCCGGCCAAGGCGGCCGAUGCGCGCCUCGGCCCGCACUGGUACCCGCUGCCGCUGCUGCUGUGCAAGGUGUUCCGCUGGCCCGACCUGCGCCACUGCUCCGAGGUCAAGCGCCUCUGCGGCUGCGAGUCCUAUGGCAAAGCGCACCCCGAGCUCGUGUGCUGCAACCCGCACCACCUCAGCCGGCUCUGCGAGCUAGAGUCUCCCCCUCCACCCUACUCCAGAUAUCCAAUGGAUUUUCUCAAACCAACUGCAGAUUGUCCAGACUCUGUGCCUUCCUCCACUGAAACAGGGGGAACUAAUUGUCUAGCCCCUGGGGGGCUUUCAGAUUCCCAAGUUCUUCAGGAGCCGGGGGAUCGGUCACACUGGUGCGUGGUGGCAUACUGGGAAGAGAAAACGCGCGUGGGUCGGCUGUAUUCUGUCCAAGAGCCCUCCCUGGAUAUCUUCUAUGAUCUACCUCAGGGGAACGGUUUCUGCCUCGGCCAGCUCAAUUCGGACAACAAGAGCCAGCUGGUGCAGAAAGUGCGCAGCAAAAUCGGUUACGGUAUCCAGCUCACCAAGGAAGUGGACGGCGUGUGGGUCUACAACCGCAGCAGUUACCCCAUCUUCAUCAAGUCGGCCACACUGGACAACCCCGACUCCAGGACGUUGCUGGUUCACAAAGUGUUUCCAGGGUUUUCCAUCAAGGCGUUUGACUACGAGAAGGCGUACAGCUUGCAGAGGCCUAACGACCACGAGUUCAUGCAGCAGCCAUGGACCGGAUUUACUGUUCAGAUCAGCUUUGUGAAAGGCUGGGGCCAGUGCUACACGAGACAGUUUAUCAGCAGUUGCCCGUGCUGGUUGGAGGUUAUUUUUAAUAACCGAUGACUCGAGACAGAGUGGACUCAUGACAUUUAUACUACUUUGCUGCUAUUAUUUCCUUCUGAGUGCUUGCUUUUCAUGCAAACUUUUUUGUUGUUGUUUUCGUUUUGUUUUGUUUUGUUUGUUUGUUUGUUUUUCCUGUUUGAGAAAUAGCUUAUGGAAAGAUUUUUGCCUUGGUAUUUUGAUAAAUAUAUCUAUUUUUUAAAAGCGUGAAUGACCAAUAAUAACUCAGAAGGGCGAGAGAAGGCACGGGAAGGGGCGGAGGGAGGGCGGAUUGCAUACGGUGAUGAGUUCGCUGCUCUGGACCGGUCAUCUUUGGCGAUCGGUGGAUUUGGAAGUCACUUGCUCUUGGUUAACGGCAGCGCGUCUCACCAGAAGCCAAGCCGAGACCCUCUCCCAGCAGUGGCAGCCGCCGCCGCGCGCGCCUGCCGGAAGGAUGCCGGGGCGCACGCGGUGGAGCAAAACCUUGCCAAUCACUUUUUUUGCCCCCCUUCACCCUCUUUUUUUUUUUUUUUUUUUUUUUUUCUAAGCUGCCUGUCCGCCGCGGGAGCACUGGGAGACGCGACGCUCGUCCUUUCACUGCUUUUUUGUCACGGAUUGAUACGAGGGGAGGAAAAAAAAAACCACACAAAACGCUGGCAGAGAAAAA